Molecule: messenger RNA, 1381 nt
Organism: Hyalella azteca
Lineage: Eukaryota; Metazoa; Arthropoda; Malacostraca; Amphipoda; Hyalellidae
Product: cubilin
Exons: 8
Coding region: 48-1127 (359 amino acids)
Source: RefSeq, a predicted model, not a curated record
ACAGCCUCUCCUGAAACAACCACGAGCUGGAAUAGUACGGAUACGGGAUGCAGUCCUCUGCCGGAGUCGCACUGCUGCUGUGCUUGAGUCUACAGUCGAUGUUGCUGUUCUGCCCCCAGGAUGCAGCGGGGGCUGCCUGCACUGCCCACACAGGACUCGUAGGCUUCACAAUCAAAGGAGAAGAGCCUUGCACAGCCGAAAAAAUCGACGAGGAAACUUUCCUCUUGAAGAGCCCUACGUCAUCCGAGGACUUACCAAACAUUGUUAAUUGCACGGCCAGAAUAUCCACGGCAGGACCCAGCUACCUGGUGAUCCAGCCCGGGGUGUUCGACGUGCUAGGGAGAAGCGACGUCUCUGAGCUACUCUUAUAUAACCAAAGGACUGUAGCCGCUGCAAAUGGAGAAAACAUCUACUUACCGUCAUCACAGACAUACAUCAAGUAUCAAACUUCUACCAGGAAAGCUGACGAAGGCUACGACAUGAAAAUUCGAGCGCAGACGACCGCGUGUCACAAAGUAUGCGACCUGGCAUUAGGGGACCAGGGCGAUGUGGAGGAGCUGAACUAUGCACCCAACACGAUCUGUGAAUGGUGGUUCACCGCCCCCGAAAACUGCAAAAUAAUCCUGGAGUUCUCAAAAUUUGACGUGGGCACCGUUAGAGGCAACGGUUCCCGCAAGUGCGCUGGUGAUUACUUAAGGAUCAGCAAACUGGGUGAUAAACUCUACAACAAACCCAAGACUCGGUCUCACUGUGGAAAAACCUUGCCCGGGCCAAUCAAGUCUUCAGCCAACAAGAUGACCAUACUCUUCAACGGCAGAGACGGCGGCCAAGGCUUCAAGUUCCACUACCAUCUUAUUUGUCGGGUAAUAUCAACUACAUCCACCACUGUUCGACCAACAACCACCUCAACCACUCAACCUACAACCACGACAACGCGACCAACAACGACGUCAACCACUCGACCAUCAACCACGACAACCACUCGACCAACAACAACGACAACCACUCAACCAACAACAACGACAUCAACUACUCAACCAACAACCACUCUACCCACUCGCCCACCCUUCACCCGACCAACACGCCCGCCCUUCACUCGACCAACGCGUCCGCCGGGUGGUCGCUGAAGUACGCGAGUUGUCCGUUAGAUGACACGUUGAUAUCGUGCGAACAAUUCUUGGUGUUUGAUACCAGCGAAUAAGCUUCAAUUUAAUGUCCAAUGCAGUGAGAGUUAUCAAAAACGGUCAUCAAUAAUCAUACAAUUAAAAGUAUACUAAAUCCACGCUAGAAUUGAUGACGGUUACUUUAAUUCGCGAGGAUCGUUUGCCUGGGUCCAUACUUUCAUAAAAAGUUAAGAGAUCGCAAGUUUAUCAGCCAAUCA